Ochotona princeps (American pika) is the source of this 1925-nucleotide messenger RNA. RefSeq names its product vacuolar protein sorting 36 homolog (gene VPS36). The transcript is spliced from 14 exons. Bases 54 to 1214 code for a protein of 386 amino acids. Lineage: Eukaryota; Metazoa; Chordata; Mammalia; Lagomorpha; Ochotonidae. Gene Ontology annotation, cellular component: late endosome membrane; ESCRT II complex. Gene Ontology annotation, biological process: protein transport to vacuole involved in ubiquitin-dependent protein catabolic process via the multivesicular body sorting pathway. Gene Ontology annotation, molecular function: ubiquitin binding; phosphatidylinositol-3-phosphate binding. The record is from RefSeq and is a predicted model, not a curated record.
GCUCGCGGCCCGGGGAGCGCCGGCGCGGACGGGUUGCGGAGCGAGCGGCGGCCAUGGACCGCUUCGUGUGGACCAGCGGCCUCCUGGAGAUGAACGAGACCCUGGUGAUCCAGCAGCGCGGCGUGCGCAUUUACGACGGCGAGGAGAAGAUAAAAUUUGACGCCGGGACCCUCCUUCUUAGUACACAUCGACUGAUUUGGAGAGAUCAGAAAAAUCAUGAGUGCUGCAUGGCCAUUCCUCUUUCUCAGAUUGUGUUCAUUGAGGAGCAAGCAGCCGGCAUUGGGAAGAGUGCCAAAAUAGUGGUUCAUCUUCACCCAGCUCCUUCCAGCAAAGAACCAGGCCCAUUCCAGAACAGCAAGAACUCCUACAUCAAACUCUCCUUCAAGGAGCAUGGUCAGAUUGAGUUUCACAGGCGUUUAUCAGAAGAAAUGAUACAGAGAAGAUGGGAGACUAUGCCCGUUUCCCAGUCAUUACAGACAAGUAGAGGCUCCCAGCCAGGAAGAAUAAGGGCAGUAGGAAUUGUAGGCAUUGAAAGGAAACUGGAAGAAAAAAGGAAAGAAACUGACAAAAACAUUUCUGAGGCUUUUGAAGACCUCAGCAAGCUAAUGAUCAAGGCUAAGGAAAUGGUGGAGUUAUCAAAAUCAAUUGCUAAUAAAAUUAAAGACAAACAAGGUGACAUCACAGAAGAUGAGACCAUCAGGUUUAAAUCCUACUUACUGAGCAUGGGAAUAGCUAACCCAGUGACCAGGGAAACUUACGGCUCUGGCACACAGUACCACAUGCAGCUGGCUAAACAGCUGGCCGGGAUACUGCAGGCACCUUUGGAGGAACGAGGGGGAAUAAUGUCACUCACAGAGGUGUACUGCUUAGUGAACCGGGCUCGAGGAAUGGAAUUGCUGUCACCAGAAGAUUUAGUGAAUGCCUGCAAGAUGCUGGAAUCACUGAAAUUACCUCUCAGGCUCCGAGUUUUUGACAGUGGCGUCAUGGUCAUCGAGCUCCAGUCCCACAAGGAGGAGGAAAUGCUGGCCUCAGCCCUGGAGACGGUCUCAGAAAAGGGAUCCCUCACCUCAGAAGAGUUUGCUAAGCUCGUGGGGAUGUCUGUGCUCCUGGCCAAGGAAAGGUUGCUGCUUGCAGAAAAAAUGGGCCAUCUUUGCCGAGAUGACUCAGUGGAAGGCUUGCGAUUUUACCCAAAUUUGUUCAUGACUCAGAGCUAAGGGCUGUGUGUCUGAAACACCGUUCUUCCAUAUACUUGCAUCAUGUAGAGGUUGUAUGAAGCUUAGCUACGAAUAGGCCCCCAUAGGCUGAGGAUUUAUUAGAGUUUCAGAAUCUAAUCUACAACUUUUUAAAUUUCUCCUUGACUCGUAUGGCCCAGGAAGAUGCACAUAAUAAAAGACAGAAUAGGAAUGCCAACGUGAACUUCAAGUUAUCCUGUAGCUGUGCAGAAUCCUCAGACUUGAAAGAUGAUGGAUUUUAUCUUGACCCGCCAACUCUGAGAGUUUUAGUUCUUGGGGGAGGAAACAGAGAAGCUGCAUGCUUAGACAGGUUAUUAUUCCAGUGUGACUAAAAUUCACUGAAGUGUAAAUGAAGUUUUUCUCUGUGUCUGUUGUGCCCAAUUGGGGGGAUUUUUAUGAAAGAAGUCAUGUCUAGUACAGGUUAAAAGCCUGACCAGAAUGCCUACCUGCCGAUUGCCACAUGGGUUCUUCAUAGGGCUUUAUCUCAGAGGCAGUCAUAGCAUGUCUUCACCAGACCAACUAAAACACCUUUUAAAAAGAGAAUUUUAUUUGACUUUCAUAUUCUUAUUCCAACUAGUUUUUUAUCUUUUAAGAAAAAUGCUGAUUUCACAGUUGGCAUUUAAAGAAUGCAACUGUUGUCAUGUUUUUAAAAAAUGCUAUCGAUUUUGAAACUGAGUUAAAGAGCUGCAUCAA